This is a messenger RNA of Quercus lobata, 867 nucleotides long. RefSeq names its product receptor-like protein 33. The record is from RefSeq and is a predicted model, not a curated record. NCBI's taxonomy places the organism in Eukaryota, Viridiplantae, Streptophyta, Magnoliopsida, Fagales, Fagaceae. Gene Ontology annotation, molecular function: protein binding. Bases 1 to 867 code for a protein of 288 amino acids. The transcript has a single exon.
AUGCUUCAAGGAGCGCUCCCAAUUCCAGCACCAUCUACCAAGCGUUAUGGCAUUGAGCAUAAUUCAUUGAAGGGAGAAAUUUCACCAUUGAUUUGCAAUGUGAGUUCACUCGAAGAACUACUUUUGUUUGAUAACAAUUUGAGUGGCACGCUUCCUCGUUGUUUAGGAAACUUCAGUAGUUCUUUGUCAGUAUUCGAUCUGGGUGGGAACAACUUCUACGGCCCCAUCCCAAAAACUUGGGCAAAGGGAAGUAGCUUAAGGAUGAUUGACUUGAGUCAGAACCAGUUACAGGGUCAGCUACCAAAAUCACUAGCUAAUUGUACCAUGCUAGAGUAUCUUCAUGUCGGCACCAAUCAGAUCAAUGAUACCUUUCCGUUUUGGUUGGGAACUCUUCCCCAGCUGAAGCUUCUUGUUUUGCGUUCUAAUGAGUUCUAUGGUGUAAUAAGGAAUCCUGAAACCAAUCAUGCAUUCCCCAUGUUACGUAUCAUUGACAUCUCUCACAACGAUUUCUCAGGAAAUUUGCCUUCGGGGUACUUUCAACAUUGGACUGCCAUGAAAACAUUUGAGAGUACAACACAGUUGACAUACAUGCAAGCAAGUUUCAGCGGAGAAGGGUGGGAUUCACAAUUCAGUUACUCAUUUACAAUAACAAACAGAGGUAAAGAGCUAAACUAUUACACGAUCCAAGAUACCUUAUCAGCCGUAGAUCUCUCAAGCAAUCGAUUUGAAGGGAAAAUCCCAGAAGAAAUUGGAAAUCUAAAAGCUCUUCAUUUGCUCAAUCUUUCAAACAAUGAUCUUACCGGUCAAAUCCCACCGCCCUUGGGAACUGGGAAGCAUGACAGAGCUAGAAUCUCUGGACCUCUCUAG